AUGGCAAGGCUCUUGUUUUUUAUUUUUCUCUCAGCAAUUAUCACUACAGAAUCUCAACAAGGGGAAUCCAUUGUAAACCUUGGCUCUUUUUUAACACCUACCACCAAUUCUUCAUGGCUGUCACGCUCUGGUCUAUAUGCGUUUGGUUUCUACCAACAAGCCAAUGGCUAUGCUAUAGGAGUUUUUCUUGCUGGGAUUCCUGAAAAGACAGUAGUCUGGACAGCUAACCGAGACGAUCCUCCAGUUCUUGCUGAUGCUACACUGAAUUUCACUAUCGAUGGUAGAAUCAUCCUGCAAUCAGCACAUGGCAAAGAGACCAACAUUGCCAAUCCUUCAGACGGUGCAAUAUUCGCAUCAAUGCUUGAUUCGGGAAACUUUGUUCUCUAUAAUUCUAAUAAUAAGAUAACAUGGCAAAGUUUUGAUAUUCCAACCAAUACUCUUUUACAGGGUCAGCGCCUCACAGCGGGAAAAGAGCUGGUUUCGAGUGUUUCAGAAUCUGAUCAAUCGACAGGAAUAUUUCGAUUGAAAAUGCAGAUAGAUGGAAACCUUGUGCAGUACCCAGUGCAAACCUCAGACACGGCUCCAUAUUCUUAUUGGACUUCUUGGACAGGUGGAAAAGGUGAUAAUGUUUCACUAUGUCUUGAUGAUGAUGGCCAUCUCUACUUGCUCAAUACCAAUACAUACCUAAACAAUCUGACGCAAGGCGGAUAUCCGACAAAAGAUACAGUCUAUCUUAUGAGAAUUGAUGUCGAUGGCAUCUUCAGGCUAUUCUCACACAAUUUAGAUAAGAAUGGCAAUUGGUCAGUCAUAUGGUCAUCUUCUGAUAAUAAGUGUGACCCUAAGGGCUUGUGUGGCCUCAACGGGUUUUGUACUAAUAUUGGUGGAGAAGCCAUUUGCUCAUGCAUUCCAGGAUUUGCAAAUGUUAACCAGGGGAAAUGGAGUUCAGGCUGUGAAAGGAAUUUCACUGCAGAAAGUUGCAAAAGCAAAGAUGGAAGUAUCAAUUAUACCAUGGAACCAAUAUCCAAUAUUGAAUGGGAAUUUAAUAAUUCUUUUUCCAUUCUGCCAUUAUUAACUAAAGAGGAAUGCAGAGCAGCGUGUCUGGAGGACUGUAACUGUGAAGCCGCUAUGUUCAAAGACAGUACGUGCCAAAAGCUAAAGCUUCCUUUCAAAUAUGGAAGAAUAGUACUAAGUGAUUCAAACAUAGCAUUCAUCAAGGUAGGUAUGUCUACAUCCACCAUACAUAACAUUGCGCCCAUGGGUAGCCAAAAAAAGCAUCCAAAGGCCAUACUAAUUAUAAGCAUCUCACUUGCUGUUUUCGAACUCAUUAUGUUAUUGAUUUUUGGGAUUUUUGUUUAUAGAAAUUGUGUUUGGGGAUAUAAAAGGGUCAGUAAUAAUGGAAAUGUUGGUUUGAGCAUGGAUUUUUCUCUAAGGUCAUUUACUUAUUUAGAUAUUGAGAAAAUGACUAAUCAUUUCAAGGAAGAGCUAGGUAGGGGAUCAUUUGGGACCGUGUACAAGGGAACAAUAUUGAAUGGUCAAAAGCUUGUAGCCGUCAAAAGACUAGGGAAAGCAUUGGCAGAAGGGGAAAAAGAGUUUCUAACCGAGAUUAAAGUUAUUGGUAGAACACACCACAAAAACCUUGUCCAUCUACUCGGGUAUUGUCAUGAUGGAGAGAAUAGGCUAUUGGUAUAUGAGUACAUGAGCAAUGGGACACUUGCAGAUAUACUCUUCAAACCUGAAAAACAACUUUGCUGGGAUGAAAGAAUUGAAAUUGCACACAACAUAGCAAAAGGAAUUCUUUAUCUUCAUGAAGAGUGUGAGUCACAAAUCAUUCAUUGUGACAUAAAGCCGCAGAAUAUACUCAUAGAUGAAUAUGGGUGUGCGAAAAUCUCUGACUUUGGAUUGGCAAAGCUACUAAAGCCAAACCAAACCAACACUUUUACGGGCAUCCGAGGGACAAAGGGGUAUGUUGCAUCAGAGUGGUAUCAAAAACAACCAAUUACAAUCAAAGUAGAUGUAUAUAGUUUCGGAAUUGUGUUGUUGGAGCUUAUAUGUUGUAGAAAGAAUGUGGACUGGAAUCUUCCUGAAGAAGAAGCUAUUCUUGAAGAAUGGGCAUAUCAUUGCUUUGAGGCUCAUGAGCUGGGCAAACUAGUGAGUGGUAAGGAGGUCGACAAAAGACAAUUGGAGAGAAUGGUUAAAGUGGGACUUUGGUGCAUUCUUGAUGAUCCAUCACUUCGUCCUACAAUCAAGAAGGUUUUGCUAAUGCUGGAAGGGAAUUUAGAUAUCCCAAUCCCUCCAUGUUCAACUUCUUCUCUUAAUAUAGUGUAA
Messenger RNA from Quercus lobata, 2325 nucleotides. RefSeq names its product G-type lectin S-receptor-like serine/threonine-protein kinase LECRK3. Bases 1 to 2325 code for a protein of 774 amino acids. NCBI's taxonomy places the organism in Eukaryota, Viridiplantae, Streptophyta, Magnoliopsida, Fagales, Fagaceae. Gene Ontology annotation, biological process: protein phosphorylation; recognition of pollen. Gene Ontology annotation, molecular function: ATP binding; protein serine/threonine kinase activity. The record is from RefSeq and is a predicted model, not a curated record. The transcript has a single exon.